CGGAGACAGCGGAAGCCCCGCAGAAGCGGGCGCGGGCCCAGGCCAAAGACGAGGGCAGCCCCGGGGACAUCGGCCCCCGUGUCAUCAUCGAGCACUGCAAGAGCUGACGCGUGUUCGGGCGCAACGCGGCGGCGGUGAGCGCGGCCCUGCGCGGGGCCAUGGCCCACCUCCCCGUGGACAUCAACCCCCGGCCGCCGCGCAGGAACAGCUUCGAGGUGUCCCUGGUGAAGGAGGACGGCAGCACCAUGGAGCUGUGGAGCGGUAUCGGGAAGGGGCCUCCCCGCAAGCUGAAGUUCCCUCAGCCGGAGACCGUAGUGGAAGCCUUGAAAAGCAGCUUGGCGUAGAGGCAUUGGCCAGCCAAGCCAGGACCAGCGCAUGUGGCACGAGCGUCCAUGAAGAGGCGGGACCAAGUGGGGGGCACCUGCCCCCAGUCCCGUUCCUGAUGCUGCAGCUCUGUCACUGCCAGACCCCUGGCUCCCUCCACACCCCGCUGUUCCCCCAAUCUCCAAUAAAGUUUAGUACUCCACA
This is a messenger RNA of Cyanistes caeruleus (blue tit), 528 nucleotides long. The record is from RefSeq and is a predicted model, not a curated record. NCBI's taxonomy places the organism in Eukaryota, Metazoa, Chordata, Aves, Passeriformes, Paridae.